Messenger RNA from Cephus cinctus (wheat stem sawfly), 2845 nucleotides. RefSeq lists its product as uncharacterized. The transcript is spliced from 5 exons. Lineage: Eukaryota; Metazoa; Arthropoda; Insecta; Hymenoptera; Cephidae. The record is from RefSeq and is a predicted model, not a curated record. The coding region runs from base 897 to 2639 and encodes 580 amino acids.
UAAAAAAAUUUAAUCAAAAGUUUCGUCAUUCCAGCAUAUAUUCGUCCUUAGAAUAUUUCAAGUGGUCAAGGUGUCGGUUAAGAAUUUCUUAUUCACUGAUUGCUGCGCAACUUUCAUCCCACCUAAAGAAGAAAAGAAGUUUUCGCGCGAAGGCGUCGAACAAUAUAGCAUGUAGGUAUAUUGUAUACAUAAAUGUACUCAUGGCAUAGAAAUGCAACUACGCAAGAUCUACUACAGCACCUAAUGCGCCGAGAAUUCUUUACUAGGGACUUUCGUAAAUGGGCAACCGGUCGCGUAGCUCACAUGAGAAUUACAAACGUAACGGCGUAAACAGACACGAAGGCAGCCAGUCUGGCUGGUUUCGUUUUCCACGGUAGAAAAGAGAAGCAAAGAAAUCUUCUGUAUACACAGUUUAAAAGCGGCCUGUCAACUUUUCUCUACUAGUUUUUUUAUCUCGUGUUUCUCUUUUUUCUUCUUAUUCUGUGUACACUCUUCGACGAGGAGGUAUGCGACUAACCAUAACGAACGACUCCAAGUGUCCAAACUGGGCGUCCAAGUGAAACUGUGCUAAGAGUCUGUAUUACAGAAGCAACAUGCUGCGAACACGAGGGGACAGAGUAACCGAGAAAAGAUGUAGAAAACGGGUAAAUGAGAAAUAAAGGAGAUGCAAGGAAGGAGGAGAAGAGGGUACGUUCUCUUGGUGGUGGUCGACCGAGUGCAAGGUAAAAUGGACCACUUCACGAAGUGGGGAUCUGGAUUAAAAGCAAACGAGGGCAUCGAGUAAGGCCCAGAACUAUCUCGGACCUUGAAGAGUUAAGGUCAUUACUGCAGUAACGGGUUCUAACGCUUUUGUUUAUGUAACUGGAAUCGGAAUCGCGCCGGCGCCAUUGACGACGAUGAUCGUACCUGGAGGAAUUGUAUGGUUUAUGAUCGGUUUGCUAUUGGAUGGAUCAUUUGCCAAUACAAGGUAUCUCAUCAAGAUCAAUUCCAAUGCCUCGGAUCUAUUUAAGACGAAGCACGAUAAUCUCAGGAUCGUUCAAGAUCCAAUUGCCAUUACGAAAAGUCCUUUAGACCAGUCAAAUACGGAUUUUGAAAAAGAUCAAUCGCAACAGAUUGAUAGCGGGAAAUUUGAAAGAAGACAUUCUUUCGUUGAGUCAUCAACUUUCAAUCCUGAUGUUCUCAAUAAAUUUCUUGAAGAGUAUGCCACCAAGAUCAAAAGUACUACUGACAAAAAUUAUAAGUAUCCCUUUACUGUUGUCAAAGAACCAAUUGAUUCUGUGACUAUGGAGACUCAUGAUUCAACCUCGGAAUUGAUAACUACUAUUGAUCACGAAUCAAAUAAUUCGACCGAAAGUGGAUCGAAUUUAACACUGAAUGAAGAUCAGCUGACUGGAGACUUGAAUGAUACUUGGAAGAGAAACAAGUACUGGUUAAAUGAUCAUCAUGAUGAUAGGAAUGGUUGGGUCACACUGGACGCCAUUCCUUGGUCGAAAAGUAAAAUAUCAAAAUGGCAAGCUAAUUUAAGUACGCAGAGACCAUGGCCCGAGAUGAAACCAUGGGAGAAACCAAAUGGUGGGAAACCAUAUGCCUCGGAUUUUCCAUCUAGACCUACAUACGAGAUCGAAAAACCAUGGUACGAAAAACCCAAACCACACUGGUCGGAAAACGCGGCCAAUGAUAAACCAUGGUACAAACCGGAAAGACCGACAACACGGCCGUCAUACUUUGACGAUAAUAAAUUCAACGUUAAUCCUAGUCAAGCACAAAAAUGGCCACCAGAAAUGCCAUCCGAUUCCUAUAAACCGAGCACUGACAUAAUAACUGAUGAUAGACCAUCGAACUUCCCAAAUAGCUGGGACAGACCUCAGAUAUCGAAACCAGGCUACGCCUACGACAGAUAUUCCGAAAUUAAUCAAGGUGACGACAGGAAUGAUUGGAAAAUCCAUGAUUACAAUUUCCCAUCAAAACAGGCCGAAUUGAAUGGACGACCACCUUAUUAUCCAGAAUCAAAUGGUUUCGAUAGACCAAAUUUUUCUCAAUAUAAAUACACGACCGAACAUCCGCCAUCUCAUCCAUCCAGUGGUGACGGCCAAUGGAUUCUGUUAUCAACCAAUCGUGGAUAUUCGAAAUCACGACAAAGAUCAAUCAAGAUUGAAGCAUUGAAUGGAGAAGGAGUAAAGAUCAUAGAGCCUAGUAAAAAAUUGACAAAGGCCGAUGCUCCCGAUCCAGCCAUUCCCGUUAUGACGUCAAAACGUCAAGUCAGAUUGACUGUCUUGCCAUCUAUCAAUGGUACCAACACUACCACUUCCCAUGGUGGAUUGCUCGAGGUUGAGAAAACUUUCAAGACCGUUGAUCAAAGUCAGAAAGAAUAUGAGAAGCAAAAAGAUCAGACUUCUUUUAUUACCCGAAAACCAGUAAGAAACAACUUGGUGAGACAACCGUCAAAUUCGGCAGUUCUGGCAGCAGUUGGAGCUGGCAUGUUACCGGCUACAAUGGCCAUGGUGAUACCCAUGAUGUUGGGUCGCAAGAGAAGAUCCUUAGGAAGACUUUUUACUGAGAACAGCAUACAAAAUUCUUAUAACCUUGAUAAUGUCGCCUUCAAGGUGAACAACCAAAGAACGAAAUUACUCAGAAUGUAAACGAGAUAGAUUGGGUUUAGGAAGUGACAAAACUGGUUUUCAAAAUUCUGGAAAUCAGUCAGAUCUUUCAUGAUCGUGGAAACGCCUUGAUCAAUGAAAAUACUCAUUGUUCAGUAUGAUUGUCGUAUGUUUUUGUACUUUGCUUCCACUUUUAUUCAUCUAAUUUUCAUCGUUUUAAUUUUAUUUAUUUAUAAGUUUGAUGUUAU